Mesitornis unicolor (brown roatelo) is the source of this 1047-nucleotide messenger RNA. RefSeq names its product T-box transcription factor TBX2-A-like. The record is from RefSeq and is a predicted model, not a curated record. The annotation marks the transcript as partial. Lineage: Eukaryota; Metazoa; Chordata; Aves; Mesitornithiformes; Mesitornithidae. The transcript is spliced from 4 exons.
CGCGACGCCCUCCACUCCCCCGUGGGUGCCCUCCCCAGCCCCCUGCGUCUCAAGGGCAGCAGCAGAGAGGAGAAGCCGGGGGCUGACAGCGAUGCCGAGGUGGAGAAGGUGCCUGAGGAGCGGCCAGUGACAGCAGCCAGCCCCAGCGGGGAGGACGCAACGCCCCGUGGCAGCCCCCGGUGCCCAGAGGAACGGAACAAGGAGAGACGCAGCCCAGAGAAGGUCAAGGAUGGUGCAUCCCCCCGGGAGGGUCCCAGUGAGGGCCUGUUCGGCACACGGGGCCUGGAGAAGGACAAGGUGGAAGGACGAAGGAAAGAGCCAGACACGAGCAAGAAGGACGCGGAGGGUGGUGGGCUGGCCAAGGAGGCCUUUGCCCCACUGAUGGUGCACACGGACAGCCCCCCACACCUGAACGCUGGGCACCUGCAGAGCCUGGCACUCUCCGGCCUCCAUGGGCAGCAGUUCUUCAGCCCCUUGGGUGCCGGACAGCCCCUCUUCAUCCACCCAGGACAGUUUGCCAUGGCCCCCGGCGCCUUCUCUGCCAUGGGAAUGGGACACUUACUGGCCUCGGUGACUGGUGGGGGCAGCCUGGAGAAUGGAGCCCUCUCAUCUGCCCCAGGUGCAGCAGGGACAGCCACCCCCUUCCCUUUCCACCUCUCCCAGCACAUGCUGGCCUCUCAGGGAAUCCCGAUGCCCACCUUCGGCGGACUCUUCCCCCUUUCCCGCAACCCCUUCCUGGGCAGCAGCCGUCCCCGCCUGCGCUUCAGCCCCUACCAGCUCCCGGUCACCAUCCCUCCCAGCACCAACCUGCUAACCACCGGCCUUCCUGCCAGCCUCAACCCCAGCUCCGAGGGCUCCACCGGCAGCAGCCGGGACUCCAGCCCCCUCCCCGAGGUCCCCCUGCCCAAGGGGGGUAGCCAACGCCCCGCCGCCUCCCCUAAGGGCUCCCUGAAGGAGUCCCUCAACGAACUGCAAAACAUCCAGAGACUGGUGAGCGGGUUGGAGAGCCAGCGGGAGCUGUCACCCGGCAGGGAGUCUCCCAAGUGA